AUGGCGCCGCGCCGUCGACAGACGGCGGAAUCCGCAGUGGCAACGCUGCUCCACCUUCCUCCCGAGAUAUGCGCUUUGAUAUGUGCCGUUGUUGAACCUAAGACGUUAUUCGCCCUGGCGCGUGUAUCGCGCACGUUUCGCGACGAAGCACAAAGACUCAUCUUCCAGAGCGUUGACCUGCGCGAUAGCGGGAAGGCGCUGGCGGGCUGGUGUCGGGCCGUCUCCCGCAAUGCCCGGCUGGGCGGAUACGUACGGCGGUUCACGAUCUCCUCGCGGGAGGUCGUCGCUGGCUCAGACGACCCCGCCCGCGUGGCACGUGCGCUGAAGAAGUGCACCGGCCUGCAGCGCCUGGCGACGUGGGUCAUCGACCACGUGUCCUUCCGCCUAACCCACUUCUCCAACUCGCACUUUCGCUUUGCGUUCCUGCGGCAAUUUUUCAACCGCCAGACGGACAUCCGCGUGUUGUCGCUGCCAAUGAUGCCGGUGGGGCUCCUGGACGGCGCAUUUCCCUGCUCAGACGACCAGCUGCCGAAGCUGAUUGCUCUGGAGGUGCCCUCCACAGACCUGCUUCCAACGGAGCCACGGCCGCUGCAGCGCAUCCAGCUCCGCCUCACCCACCAGUACAUUCCACGCGAUCUCACCCGCCUCCAGCUAUUUGCGGCGACGCUCACGAGCCUCAGCAUCUCCGAGGUGGCCGUCAUAUCCCUCGAGGAGACUUUUGCCGCGAUCGCCCAGGCGGUCCCGCACCUGCAACAUCUGGCGCUGACCGAGAACCUUGUCCCCUACUUUGACGAGAGCGACGAGCAAUUCCGGCGCACCGAGGUCCAGCCGGCCCCCCGCGCCGCCCUCCCGCGGCUGCGCCAGCUCAAAACGCUCGUGCUCUACCCGCUCCUUGAGCCUGAGCGCGUCGCGGAGCUCUUCCUGGAGAUCGCGCCGGGGCUGAAAACGGUCACAAUCGGGGCGUACGCCGGGUCGCCGCGCUGGCGGCUCGUGGCUGCGGAGACAACGUGCACCCUCACCCGCGGGGAGGGAUCCGCGGCACAUACGGUGAAGAUUGGAAACGGGUACGACUUCAAUGCGGUGUCGCAAUUCUGGGAUUAG
This is a messenger RNA of Mycena indigotica, 1101 nucleotides long. RefSeq lists its product as uncharacterized. Gene Ontology annotation, molecular function: protein binding. The record is from RefSeq and is a predicted model, not a curated record. The transcript is spliced from 4 exons. The coding region runs from base 1 to 1101 and encodes 366 amino acids. NCBI's taxonomy places the organism in Eukaryota, Fungi, Basidiomycota, Agaricomycetes, Agaricales, Mycenaceae.